AUGGCUUUGGCCGCCCCGCCACCGCCCAAUACGGGCAUCGAGAACAAAGCUGAUAUGUGGCGCGAGAACCUCAACACGCACCUGAUCUGCCCCGACUGCCAGCAAAACCCUCCCGACCUCAUCGAAGACAAUGCUAAUGCCGACACUAUCUGUGGAAACUGUGGUAUGGUUCUGUCCAGCCGCAACAUCAGCUACGAAUCCGAGUGGCGUACCUUCAACUCGGACGAGGGCAAAGGAGACGAUCCCAACCGUGUUGGUGAAGCCGACAAUGAUCUCCUGACGAGUAGCAAUGCCGGUACUACGAUUGGGGGAGGUGCCAACGCUUCGAAAGAGACUCGCCGCCUCAAGCGAGCUCAAGCCGCGCAGCAGGACAACAAGUCUGACAAGCAACUUACCUCUGCAUACAUGAUUGUCGAUCAGUGGGGUGAGCGUGCUUCGAUCCCAACCAAGGUCCGCAACACGGCCAAGACCUACUACAAGCGCGUCUUCGAUGCUGGACAAUUCAAAGGCAAGAACAUCGAGAUAGUCUUGGCUAGCUGCCUCUUUCUCGCUUGUCGUCAACAUGGAGUUCCCCGUUCGUUCAACGAGAUGUUCGGCCUGACGAACGUUGCCAAGAAGGAUAUUGGUCGCAACUACAAGCAGCUCGAAAAGUUCUUGAUGGCCGAUUCCAAGUCGAGUAUCAGCAAGAUCGAGGCUGAGGGUGGCAUUAUUGGUCAUGACCACAUGGCCUACAAGAGCACUCACUCGACUAAGCCAGAUCAGCUAUGCGUUCGUUACUGCAACAUGCUCGGGUUGCCGUUCCGUGUUCAGACCGUGGCAGAGGCUCUUGCCAAGCAAAUCAACAACAUCGCUGGCCUGGCUGGUCGCAGUCCUCUGUCGAAUGCCUCUGCUUGUACCUACUUUGCCAGCUAUCUCUUCAACAUGGGUAAGAGCACGAAGGCUAUCAGUGAGGUUGCCGGCGUCAGUGAUGCCACCAUCAAGCAUGCGUACAAGUUUCUGUACGCUGAGAAGGACAAACUCAUCGAUCAAUCUUGGCUAGGCCCUCAGCCCGGCACACCGGCUCUGACUGGCGAUGUCAAGAAUCUACCUGCUGCCCCUGCCCUUGAUAAGGACAAGGACUAG
Molecule: messenger RNA, 1122 nt
Organism: Cyphellophora europaea CBS 101466
Lineage: Eukaryota; Fungi; Ascomycota; Eurotiomycetes; Chaetothyriales; Cyphellophoraceae
Exons: 1
Coding region: 1-1122 (373 amino acids)
Biological process (GO): transcription initiation at RNA polymerase II promoter; transcription preinitiation complex assembly
Cellular component (GO): nucleus; transcription preinitiation complex
Molecular function (GO): RNA polymerase II general transcription initiation factor activity; TBP-class protein binding
Source: RefSeq, a predicted model, not a curated record